AAAGAACAUAGGUUGGUUUUUAUCCCGGACUUUUGAAAAAUUCUCUUGGAAACGCGAUAUAACCGAACUCUAUGCCGCGCCGGUGAAACCGCGGGCGGGAGCUGGUAUAGGCUAUAUUUUAUCCAGGUGUGGGAAAAUGGGUUCUAACCGCUGGGCGACAGCUAGUGCAUUAUUCGGAUAACUUUAGGACUUUGAGUUAUGUAUAACCUGUAUUUAAGAAAUAAUAGUUAUUGUUAUUUGAAUCUGGUUUGAAAUGAUGGCGAUGCUAAGUCUUCUAAAUAUCUUCAAGUUGAGUGAUAUUCUUGCUAAAAACGGAAUUAUUCUCAAAUAAACUAAAAAAAUGAGACAACAUUUCAGAGAUGUUUUCACUAAAAUGUGUCUUAUAUCACAGCAAUAAAAUUCAUUUUUUAUCGCCAAAACAUGACUAAAACUGAUUCAAAUAAGAUGUCGUAUAUUAUUUAGUGUUAAUUUAAAAACUAUAUCAAUAAAAUGUAAUUAAUAUUGUUAGACUAUCUUUGAUUUUGUAUUACAAUUUAUUAUGUUAUCUAACAUUCCUGUAUAUGUGUGCCACUAUGUUUCAUUUAGAGAAAGUUUCUCAACUUCAGAUAUAUCUAUAGUUCUCGCCAAACUUAAAGGCGGCUUGCAACUAACUUCCGACCACAAGUACACUUGGUCGAACUUAACAGUUCACGUCACAUAUCUUUGCUAUUCUGAAGUUUGGCGUUUGACAUAGUUCAUAGUUUUUUUGGACGAUUGUGAAGUCAAUAAUAGGUAACUUCGGACGAGCUAAGUUGUUUGAAAAUAUCUGUAAGAACAAGGAGGAUUCAAAUAGCUAACUUCAAGGCAGAGUUAAUUGGCGUGAUCUAUAUUUAGAUCCAGAUUAUUUCUUAUGUUGAACAUUUUCUGCGUCACUAUCUAAAAUCUGGCUUUGGUGAAAUCGACUUAUAAAAUUCAUGUUUGAAAAUGUAAUUUUAAGUACCUAAGUUAGCAAAAACUUUAAUCUAUUUUAUAAUACAAUAUGCCGUUUGAUAAGCUCGCCUAACCGAUAUGGUUUGCGUAUUAUUGUAAAAUUUUAUUAAAUAAAAACAAUAUAAAACUAUAUACCUAUGCUAUUUUAUUUCUUCAGUGAUUUAAGAUGUUGCCAGUUUUAGUGUUUACGUUUAUUUAUUUCCAAAUGGCGGCAGGUUCAACAGAUAUUUUGGAGUCAUUGAAUUUCACUUCAAAUCCUAUUAUGAGAAAUGCUAAAACGCUCGAUUUAACUUUUACAUUUUUCCCAAUGCUCUCGAACUACCAAGCUAACGCAGUGCCAGUGACAGAGGCGCAGUAUCCGUGGAUUGCUCGCGUGGUACACUCGCGCACAGCCGAUGUUCCUCACAUGUGCACCGCUGUUUGUAUCGCCGAAGCUAUUUUCAUUACUGCCUCGAGAUGCAUUCAUUACCUAAAAGUAAAUCACACGACGAUAAUUUAUAUGUCGAAGCGCUUCGACGCACUAGCAUUUGUGAUACCUUCAGAGCCAACAAAACAGGCUUUUGACGACAUAGGGUUCAUCGUGGUAGAUGACAAAAGCUUUAACAGGCUGGACUGGCCUGCUAUACAACUGUUCGAUAGCAUGAACAGAACAGACGAAAUGUUUACUUGGUUCUCUGAACUCGUGUCGCUUAAGUACAAAGUCGUUGGAUAUGCUAUGAAAAAGGGUUACGAAAGAAUACCGUCACAAGAGCAGCAAUUUAAUCUUACGGAAUUGGAUGUCGUCGUAAGCAUGGAGUUAUGCCCUAAAUUAAUAAAAUUUAGGAUUAAAAAACGUACAGGGUUCGCCGUCCCUUGUUAUCACUCAUGCACUUUACAACAAUUCGAAAAAAAUAUCGACAGAUGUUACAACUAUCAUGGCGUGGAGGGUGGUGCCGUUAUAACAAAUGUAAUGGGUUAUAACAAAUUAAUGGGAGUAGCGACUUGGGGCCCUUCUAUCAAGGACUAUGAGUUGCCCGUUGGAUUCGCAGUGGUUAAUUCCGAAAACUUUUUCAAAGACUUCACGUGUGCGACCAAGAUAAGGGAUGAUAAUGGAUUGCUGAUUACAAAGGGAUAUUAUCAGACUUUGUGUAACAGCGGCUAA
This is a messenger RNA of Helicoverpa zea (corn earworm), 2110 nucleotides long. RefSeq lists its product as uncharacterized. The transcript has 4 exons. The record is from RefSeq and is a predicted model, not a curated record. Bases 1136 to 2110 code for a protein of 324 amino acids. NCBI's taxonomy places the organism in Eukaryota, Metazoa, Arthropoda, Insecta, Lepidoptera, Noctuidae. Gene Ontology annotation, molecular function: serine-type endopeptidase activity. Gene Ontology annotation, biological process: proteolysis.